UGAUGCAUCACCAGCAUGUCACGAUCCCUUCAUAGUUGUGGGAAGCGAGUGUUGUACUUCCACGAAGGUUACACGAACUGGACUACUGCCAGAGAUUACUGCAGGAGCCUCAGCAACUCACAGUACACCUCAGAUCUGGCAACAGUGGACAGCUGUGAGCAACUUGGUGAUAUCUACCAACACGUCGUUAUGGAGUAUGGACUAGUAUGGCACUGGUUAGGUGGUUCUGACGAAUAUGAGGAAAGCGGCUGGCACUGGGUGACCGGAGGCACUGUGCCAAGAAGUGUUCCCUUCUGGUAUCCUGGUCGCCCUACAAUUGAUACUUCAGUGAACUGUUUGAGCAUGCACAGUCAAACAGGGUAUUUGUAUGAUCAUGAAUGUAAUCUCAAUGGUUCCUUCAUCUGCGAGGAAUUUCCCUUCACUGUAUGAUAUAAAUAAUGGAGACAUUGUAAGUUUCCAAUAAAACUACAGCAGAAUAUAAAAACAUAAAUAUGUUAUUGUGUAUAUUGCAGAUCAAAAAAGACAUUGUAUAUCAAAAUAAAUAUGUACUGUAUAUGAGCCUGUA
Messenger RNA from Cherax quadricarinatus, 565 nucleotides. NCBI's taxonomy places the organism in Eukaryota, Metazoa, Arthropoda, Malacostraca, Decapoda, Parastacidae. The record is from RefSeq and is a predicted model, not a curated record.